AAGCCGCAGCGACGACUCGAGUUGACUUUAUUGGUGGGCAACUCACAUUGACAGUGUUCCAAUCCAACAUUCCUUUUAAGUGCAGGGUCCUCCCACCCGUUUCCUCGUCUCGCCCUCUUACGAAUCGUGUGUCACAUUGCGUGUCUCAAUAUCUCUGAAGCUCCUGCUCCCACUGCAGCGAGCUCCUCGUUGAUCUCGUCGGAGCUUACAGACCGUAGCCAUGUCUCAGACCAUCUCUCACACUGAAGUGCUCCAGGUCCGCGCGGACGAACUAUGGGAGGCCGUCAAGCAGGCGGACACGCUCAUGCGCGCCAACAUGCCUGAGUUCUUCGCAAAAUCGGAGUAUGUGCAGGGCAAUGGCGAGCCUGGCAGCAUCCGUGUGAUCAUCCUGGGUUCAGCCAUCCCUCACGUGGGGCAAAUCAAGGAACGCGUGGACAAGUUCGACGACGCCACCAUGACGAUGGCCGCCACCGUCCUGGAGGGCGAUCCCCGCUACAGCUCCUUCAGUGAGCAGGUGCAGCUCGUCCCCAAGGGCGACACCACCGAAGCGACCUGGACUGCCAAGUACGAGCCGGUCGGCGACAUGGGCCCUCCCGAAGAGAAGAAGGCCCUCUCAGCCCUGAUGCUCAAAACCCUUGAGCGCGCCGUGCUCGACAAGAAAACCCUGACGCAUGUCCAGACGCUGGAUGUAAGUCCCGAAGACAUCUGGAAAGCUUGUGAGAGAGUGGACGACAUUCUCGCCAAGGCCAUGCCCCAAUUCUUCGAGACCGUCACGCUGCUGAACGGUCACGGCGAGCCUGGCAGCGUCCGCGUUGUGAAGAUGGGACCUGCUGUCCCCCACGCUGGAGAAGUCACCGAGCGCAUGGACUUGUUCGACAAGGAAACCCGCAAGCUCGGCUACACAGUGCUCAAGGGCGAUCCCCGGUACUGGUGCUUCAAAGCCACGAUGCAGUUCAACGAAGGGCCCACCAAGGGUACCACCGAGGGCCUCUGGAUGGCGUCCUACGGCCCCCUGGGCAACAUGGGCCCUCCGGAGCACAUCUGGGGCAUAGUGCAGCUGGUGUGGAAGGCCCUUGCCGGCGACGUGAAGGAGCACCCGGAGCUCUACGCAUAAGCUUACAGACAGCACGAGCGCGGAUACAACAGUAAUUGUCAAUCGAUCGUCGCAUCGUGCAGACCGAAUCACAUGUUCUGGCUAAGAAGCAAGUAUCUGCGCAUUCGGUGGUGGUGAUCGACAGGAGUAGCGUUUUGUUAGCCGGACCUGGAUGUCCUCCGGGGCUUUUCUAUUUUUUUAUUUUUUUAUUUUUUUUUGUAAGGUGCCGAUGUAAUGUAAAAACUUUCUAUUGUUGAUUAUCGAUGGA
Molecule: messenger RNA, 1361 nt
Organism: Physcomitrium patens
Lineage: Eukaryota; Viridiplantae; Streptophyta; Bryopsida; Funariales; Funariaceae
Biological process (GO): defense response; abscisic acid-activated signaling pathway
Cellular component (GO): nucleus; cytoplasm
Molecular function (GO): signaling receptor activity; protein phosphatase inhibitor activity; abscisic acid binding
Source: RefSeq, a predicted model, not a curated record